AGAAGUCACCACUCCAAGGUGAGAUGCAGAAUCCCUGGAUGUGGAAUGAUAGCAGGCGACAUCAAGCGUCAUCUUAAAGUGCAUGUUGGUAAACAGAUCGAGGAGGAAGAUGUGCCGAGGGCUGCAGCGAUUAUGAAGGCAGGGAAGGCUACAAGGGGGCCAAGACAGGUGAGAGGGAAGAAGGAAGUGGAAACUCCGGGGAGAUUACGAAAAUGGUGCCCGGUAGACGGCUGCAACACAAUCACCAGCUAUCUUAGUCAGCAUCUGGUAAAGGCACACAGGUUAAAGAGCUCCCAUACCCAGUAUAGGGUCCAUCUCAAGGAGGCUGAAAGGUAUACUGGUAUCCAAGAGUUAGACUGCCUGCUCACUCUACCAUCCAAGGCACCGUCAUCCAAGCUGACAUCUCCGUCAUUCUUAACUGCUCAACCUAAUCCACGUGAACACAAAACCAACGAAGAUGAAGAAAUAGAAGAGACCCAAGGAAUAGAAGAGACCCAAGAAGAAGAAGAAGAAGAAGAAGAAGAAGAAGAAGAAGAAGAAGAAUGGCAUCCAGAGGGAGAGGUGGAGGAGAGUGACGAAGAUUCUGAAGAUGCUCCAACCAUAAAGAUCAGGAAGGAGGAAUAUUACUCAGCGACAAAAUUUACGAGUUACCGCCACCAAUGGCUCUCUGGUUUCUUUAAGUACCUGAAGAGCCCAUCAGCGGGCUACAAAAAGCUUGAGAAUAGACUCCAGCACGUGGGCCAGGUGGAGAAGCUCUUGGAAACGCUGGACCCCAACGGUAAGGACAUCACCAUCCUAGGGGAAGAAUUUGGAGAUAUCGUAUGGAACAAAUGGGUCAGCCCACACCUUUCUGAGGGAACGAAGGCACCAGGUACGUUGGCCUCCUAUUUGACCAGUCUGGAAAAGUUUUUCGUUUUCGUCACGUCCGACAAGUACCAAAGAAAGGAAAUGCCGCCGCUGCAUGGCAACGAUUUGGACGUGUUUAAGGGGACCAUCAACACCCUGAAAGGCUGGCGUGUAACUAUCGAUAACGAAACCCAGGAUGUUCAGCACCGGACCCAUCUCAGAGAGUGCGAUACUCUCUUGACGGAAACAGACAUCAACCUUCUCUCUCAAUCAAAACCCUACAUAGAUGGUAUGAAGGCCAUAACUCAGGCCAAGGCAGGAAAAAGGCUCUCCAUACAACAAUUUACAAAUGCUCGCGAUCUUCUUCUGGUAAAACUCGCGCUACUUGUGGCAUCUCGACCUGCCCCGCUAGAGAAUGCUCUUCUUGAAGACUACCAAAAAGCGCAGGAGAAGGACGGAAACAGGGUCAUGUUAAUCCCGAAGCAUAAACGAUCUAGAGAGGGACCAGCACCACUUGGCAUGGAUAAAGAGGUGCAAGAUCUCAUGGAGGUCUAUGUCAAUAAGAUCAGACCACACUUUGUUGCAAAAGAUGUCAAACACCUCUUCGUUAAGAGUGACGGCCAAUCAUUCAACAGAAAUACCAUUGGAAAAAGAUUCUCUGCUUUCUUCGAGAAAAGUGGCGUGAGGACCGACAGACGCGUAAGCCAGACUGCUGUAAGAAAGUUUGUAACAACGGCAGCGAGAAGGCAUGCCCCAGAGGAGAUGUCGAAUAUCCAGAGGGUCUUGUGCCAUAGCGAAAGGUCAUCUCGCAACAGUUAUCUUAGGUUGGACUUGACAGAGACGGCCUCACACGCCAUGAAUAUCAUAAAGAAAGUCACCUCCAGUGAAACAGAAACUAAAACAAAGAAAGAAACUCUUGCUGAAGAACUUCCCGAGAAACAAAUAAAGAAAGGUGGUGAGGAGAGUGACCAAAGUGCAGACGUUGAUCUUCCUGGGCCAAGCCAACUAGCGUCUGAAGAUGACGAAACCUCCACAAAUGUUAUCCCACCAACAGUCUCCCCUGGCAAGGUUUCAAGUCUGACAGAAAAACAGAAAGAAGCCAUUAGGGAAAUCUUUUCAUCUGCCAUUGAGAGAGGGAGAAACAACAAAUGAUGGCUGUGCGAAAUAAAAUGUCGACCACACUAAUCUUAAGGAAAAUGACUACUUCUAUCUCAAAGGUAAAACAGGUAACCAACUUCGUCAACUACCUAGUGAGCAAACGACCCUUUGAGGUGGAAGGUUUGCCAACCCAAGCAAUUGAAGUUGAAGAAUGGCUUGAUGACCAAUCAUCAUCACUAAAAUCUGAUCAACGGAUGCACUGGGAUCAACGAGAUACACAAGCGAUGGAAAGAGAGUUCCGUAGGUUUCGAAAAUGUCCACCUAAACAACAACUAAGGCAGAUGUUCACGGUGAAUGCACGCCUAGCUGCAAUCUGUAAAAAGGAGGGUUUCAGUCGGUGCUACGAGAAGGUAAAGAGCAUUAUGCGGAAGAAAAACAAGUAG
Messenger RNA from Pocillopora meandrina, 2387 nucleotides. The record is from the annotation of a GenBank genome assembly. NCBI's taxonomy places the organism in Eukaryota, Metazoa, Cnidaria, Anthozoa, Scleractinia, Pocilloporidae.